AUGUCGGCAAAUCGCUACGUCCGUUCGCGAUGCCUCAGGCCCAAGCCCAAGCCCGAGCGAGAAGGAACAUUCGAUACAGUGUUCUGGUCACUAUCUGCAUUGUCAUCCCCUACCCCCGCCCCAACCCCAACCCCAUCCCCCUCCGCCAGCAGCUCGGCUCCAUUUUGGCACUUGCGCUACUUUCUGCAGUUUCUCUCUUCACUCACUCGCUUCACUUUUCUUCUCUUUUCGCUGCCGUUUACGCCCAGGCCCAGUACCCCACCGCUGCUGACAGUGACGCGAGUUGAGUUCGGUUCCGUCCCGUUCUGGGAUUCUGGUCUACGCGCGGGUACCUUUACUUUCUUCUCGUUCUUCUAA
Messenger RNA from Marchantia polymorpha subsp. ruderalis, 357 nucleotides. Lineage: Eukaryota; Viridiplantae; Streptophyta; Marchantiopsida; Marchantiales; Marchantiaceae. The record is from the annotation of a GenBank genome assembly.